This is a messenger RNA of Drosophila hydei, 525 nucleotides long. RefSeq names its product 39S ribosomal protein L42, mitochondrial (gene mRpL42). The record is from RefSeq and is a predicted model, not a curated record. Gene Ontology annotation, cellular component: mitochondrial large ribosomal subunit. The coding region runs from base 46 to 432 and encodes 128 amino acids. The transcript has a single exon. NCBI's taxonomy places the organism in Eukaryota, Metazoa, Arthropoda, Insecta, Diptera, Drosophilidae.
CACUUAUUAAUUUAGAGUUCACAAUAUUCGGUCACACUUGUUAAAAUGUUGUCCGCACGUUUAUACUCUUCGUAUCGUUUAUUCUCAACAAAUUUAACAAAAAACGCUGUUAACAAAAACGCGGUUGGUGGCAAAAGCCUGGUAGACAGUGUUGCCGUAACAAAAAAUGGCAAAAUAAUUGUAGCUUGGCAUCCGGACACUCCUUUUCCUUACGAACACACAAAACCCCUGCCUCAGUUGGUCGAGAAGCAAAGCUCCAAUGUUAUCAAGGAAACUGCGCUGCAGACGGCAAUGACUGCGUUUAAAAACAAGUUCCCAGAGGUAGCACGCCAGGAGCUUAUGAAGUUAACACAUACUACAAAGCACCGUUGGUUCCCGCGUGCUCGUGACAAGAAGGCCAAAAAUACGCCCAUGGAUAGACCUUACUUGUAAACACUACAUAUUACAUAAGUGCUUUUUAUAGGCAAUAAAAAUAUGAAAAUGAAUUAAAGUGCUGUUUAUUAAGAAGAACAAAAAAUAAAUAAA